Messenger RNA from Rhopalosiphum maidis (corn leaf aphid), 1754 nucleotides. RefSeq names its product WD repeat-containing protein 76-like. The record is from RefSeq and is a predicted model, not a curated record. The transcript has 12 exons. The coding region runs from base 356 to 1675 and encodes 439 amino acids. Gene Ontology annotation, biological process: regulation of DNA damage checkpoint. Lineage: Eukaryota; Metazoa; Arthropoda; Insecta; Hemiptera; Aphididae. Gene Ontology annotation, molecular function: DNA binding; protein binding. Gene Ontology annotation, cellular component: nucleus.
GGACGAAACGUGUUGUGUCUUGCCUGUGUGACUAAUUUGAUAUCAGUCCGACCGGCUGAAGAGCAUACACGAUAAACACAUUAUAUUUCUGAACAUGUUUGGGAACACUGCAAUCAAUAUAUUUUCUUGUUGAGCCAUUUUUAGAUACAUCCGGUUAAAUCCGAAUGAUAUAUAAUUUACCAUGACUAACAGUUAGUUAAUCAUGGAAUUUACUAAUGCUAGUAAAUAGUAUUACUCAGUAGUCAGUAAAGUAGAUCGAUAAAUCUAUAGAUACCUACCGACGUGUUCGUUUGUUGACAAACACUUAUAUUAUAAACUUCAAUAUUUUUACAUUUAACUGUACAUAAGCUUUCAAAUGGAUGAAAAUAUAUCUGACGAAGAUGAACAUUUGACAUACGAACAACAAAGACUAAAACGUAUGAAAAAGAAUGAAGAAAUGUUGGAUAUACUAGGUAUAAAUCAGGCUGCAAAGACGUUGGUAAAUUGUUUACACAAAAAGACAAUAGAUAAGAAAAAUAAAUUAAAAUCUGUAACUGUAGAACCUGUUAAACGGUCACUGAGAAUAGCUCAUUCGCCAAACCCUCAAAAGUAUUAUUACAAAGGAAAAGUCUCAGAUUUUAUUGAAAAACUUAAUAACGACUUAGCCAUUAAAGAACCUGUUAAUGAUUUUCAUAAGUUACCAAGUCAAAAAUUUGUUCAUGUACUAAGAAGUCUUGAUAUGAAUAAACCAUCAAUAAAAGUGUCUGAAACUGGUAUCCACUCUCUUGCUAUUCAUCCAUCAGAAACAUCUCUGAUGAUAGCAGCGGGAGACAGGAGAGGAAACAUUAAUUUAUACAAUAGAAAUUCAGAAAUCCAAAGAUUCAUAGCUCAUAAAGCUCUAGUCAAUUGUAUGUCAUUUUGUUCUUGGGAUCCAAACAAAUUGUUUUCAACUAGUUAUGACGGAUCGUUUGGGUGUAGUGACAUUAGUAAACACACUUUUGAUAUUAUUUAUAAGACAGAACGGAAUACGGUUAGCGACUCAAAAACCACAUGGCACAAUGAAUGUGAAAGAAAUUUUCUCAUUGGAAAUAGUUCUGGUUAUGUAGAUAUGAUUGAUAUACGAAUACCAAAUAAAAUUAUCAACUCUGCCUGGUGUCAUAGAGGAUCAGUGUGUACAGUUCAGUGUCACCCAUUGAAAAAACAAUACUUUUUAACUUCAUCUGAAGCUAGAGUGGUUUCCUUAUGGGACAUAAGAAAUAUGACUGACAAAUCAAUUAAUCCAGUUUUACAAUUUAAUCAUCCUAAAGUAUUAACAAGUUCAUUUUUUUCUGCUCGUGGUACCAAGAUGGUGUCAACAUGUAAUGAUAACAAAAUUAGAAUAUUUAACACUGAACAAUUAAAUUCAGAUGCUAAAAAACCCAUAAAGAUAAUUCCAUUUAAGAGACGAACUUAUGAUAAUGAUUAUCAAGCUAAAUGGAAUCCUGGAAGAGAAGAUGCAUUUUUUAUUUCAUCAAUGCUAUUGCCAAUAAGAAUGCAAGUUUUUGAUUGUAAUGGAAAUGUAUUACACGAUCUAAUAUCUAAAAAUAUGACCUCACGUUGUUUAGUCAUAGAAGUACAUCCCACUCAAGCCAUUUAUGUUGGAGGAAAUACAUAUGGUCGUAUACAUAUAUUUAGUACCAAGAAACAACUAACAUAAAGAUUUUUUAUUAAAUUAUUUAUUUCUUCGUCUUUAUUAAUUAGUAAAUUACUAUUUACUCAGCAAAAAUAUUUCAUUU